Messenger RNA from Serinus canaria (Common canary), 3320 nucleotides. RefSeq lists its product as uncharacterized. Lineage: Eukaryota; Metazoa; Chordata; Aves; Passeriformes; Fringillidae. The record is from RefSeq and is a predicted model, not a curated record. The coding region runs from base 1867 to 3108 and encodes 413 amino acids. The transcript has 3 exons.
CCUGCCCCCGCACAGCUGCAUCCGUUUUGGGGGAUAUUGGGAUCAGGUUCCCCCCAAUCCGGCUGCCUCGGGGGUGGCUUUGCAGGAGUAAUCCCUGCUGUGUAUCCUGGGGUGCCUGUCCUUCCCAAGGGACCCCUCCCUGAUUUCCCUUCUCCAUGAGAAGGUUCAGGAGCGGGGAGUGUUCCAGAGCAGCUUCCCCUCAGCCAGAAUUUGUGACUUUCCCCCUCAGGGCACGGGGUGCCGGUGCCUCUGGCACAUCCCUGUGGAUAGGCCAAGCCUCCGGCACAUCCCUGUGGAUAGGCCAAGCCUCCAGCACAUCCCUGUGGAUAGGCCGAGCCUCCGGCUGGCAGCGGCUCCGGGAGCUGCGUAGGGAGGAUUUGUCAUAGGCCCUUGGUUGCUUUCCCAGUUUUUUUUCCCGGUAGCAGCUAUUUUGGAAAGCACCCAAAGCGCUGCAGCGCUGCCUUUCCCUCCCUGAUCCUGGGGCUGCGAGAGCUGCACUUCCCUUCCCUCCCUUCCCUGCAAAUCCUGCUCCCUAAUCCCAGGGCUGGGAGAGCUGCCCCUGCAUUCCCGGGGUGUUCCACAGUGCCUGCGCCAUUCCCGGGGUGUUCCGCAUCCCGGGAUGCCGGGGGUGGAACAGAGCAGGGUCUGUGUCCCGAGGCCCUUGCCAGGCUGGGAUGGAGCAGGGAAUAAAGCCUGGCUUGUCCUCCUGGAGUGUCCGCCCGGCAUCUGGGCUGGGCUGAGCCUGCUUGGGAUUCCGGGCACGGCGGCGCCGGGCGGGAGCCAGGGCAGGAGCUCCGGGCCCUGGGACUGGGGGGGCUGGAGCACAAACCCAGCUUCUCCUGCUGGAUCCCUGCUGGAUCCCUGCUCAUCUCCCAGCCCCUAUCCCUGCCCGCAUCCUGCCCAUUUCCCUGCCUGGAUCUCUGCCUGGAUCUCCUCUGGAUCUCAUCUGGAUCCCUGCCUGCAUCCCUGCCUGCAUCCCUGUCUGUCCCUGCUUGUGUCACCCCCUGGAUCCCAGGAUCUUUCCGUUCCACUUCUCCCUUCCAUCUCCUCCAAGUUUUGGGCCUGAUCCCUGCCCUAGGAAUGCUGGUGCAUUCCAAAGCAUCCCAGAGCAUCCCAUAGGAUCCCAGAGCAUCCCAUAGGAUCCCAGAGCAUCCCACAGCUCUUCAGAGCAUCCUGCACAAUUCCAUAGCAUCCCACAGCAUCCUGCAUCAUCCCCAGGAAAAGAAGCUCCUAGAAAUCCCUAACCCCACAUUUCAGGAGCACCCUGUGCUGUAAUUCCAGGUGCAAUUCCCGGCGGGAGUGGAGGAUCCCUUCCCUGGGGGCACUGGAUGCUGCAGUUUAGGAUGAUUUGGAGUUUGGGGGGUGGGAUGGGUUUGGCAGCCCUGAUCCCAAUCCUGAUCCAUGCUGGGCUCCAGCUCCAGUGGGAUGGAACCCCUCCAAAACUUCCUUUGGGAAAGGAAAUGUGGGAGGAGCUUAAAAAUGGACAUUUUUGGCUAGAAGUUCCCAAAUUGGCGUUUUCCAGCCUAAGGAGAUUUUUCCCAUCGUAUUCCCAGUCUUCAAUUUAGGAUCUGGGAUAAACUGGGGGAUGCUCCUUCCCUGCAGGCCACAGCUCCAGCUCCAUUCCAGAGCUUUGCUGGGAGGUGGGAAUGGGGGGUUCCUCUGCUGCAGCUGGAAUUCAGGGGCUGGAAUUCCUUCUCUGAGCCGUUAUCCCUGCCUCCCUCUCCCUCACCCUCCUUCCCUGGGUGCCAGGGUCAGUCCCCGUGGGAAUUCUGAGCCUUAAAACCUCUGAACCCCGAAAGAAUUUGGGCUUUUCCCGGGAUUUUGAUCCCAGUGAAAUGUUCUGGCACCGGGAAGCAGCCAGAUUCCAUGGCUGGGAGUGCUGGGAAUGCUCCAGAGCAUCCAGGCUCUCCAGUGGCCCAGGGAGGGGACAUUUUCCACACCCUUUUCCAGGGUGUCCCUGGGAUGGGGGUGAGAUGUGUUCAGGAUUUGACUGUGAGGAGAGUGGGAUGUCUGGGAUGGGGAAUGUCAGGGAGCGCCGGGAGCCGCCCUGGCCCUUCCCUGGCCUCCCCCAGCUCCUGCUCCUUCCCCAGCAUUCCCAGCGUGCCCAUUCCCGAGGUGCCCAUUCCCAGCGUGCCCAUUCCCAGCGUGCCCAUUCCCGAGGUGCCCAUUCCCAGCGUGCCCAUUCCCAGCGUGCCCAUUCCCGAGGUGCCCAUUCCCGGGGUGCCCAUUCCCAGCGUGCCCAUUCCCAGCGUGCCCAUUCCCGAGGUGCCCAUUCCCAGCGUGCCCAUUCCCGGGGUGCCCAUUCCCACGGUGCCCAUUCCCAGCGUGCCCAUUCCCAGCGUGCCCAUUCCCGAGGUGCCCAUUCCCGAGGUGCCCAUUCCCAGUGUGCCCAUUCCGGGGGUGCCCAUUCCCGGGGUGCCCAUUCCCAGCAUGCCCAUUCCCAGCAUGCCCAUUCCCGGGGUGCCCAUUCCCGGGGUGCCCAUUCCCAGCGUGCCCAUUCCCAGCAUGCCCAUUCCCGGGGUGCCCAUUCCCGAGGUGCCCAUUCCCAGCGUGCCCAUUCCCAAGCUGUCUAUUCCCGGUGCUCAGCAUUCCCAGGCUGCCGCAGCUGCUCCGGCUGCAGCGAUUCCCUCACUCGCCAAUCCUGAAUUUUUGAUUCCUCCCCCUGCUCCGAGACCUCAUUUCAGCUCCCAGUGCUGGAUUUGCCCUUCCCCCACUCAGGAAGGGGCACACCCGGGAUUCGGGAAGGGAUCAGUCGCUCCAUCCUCUGGACAGAUCCUCUUUUUUGGGGAUGCUGAGGGAAUUAGUGGGGGGGGCAGUGACUGGAGGAGAAUUAGGGAAGUGCUGGCGAAGGAGAAUUCAUGGAUUUGCUUAAAGCAGUGGAAUGUGAUGGAUUCAUCCCUGCCUGGCACAGGCACCCCUCGCUGUUCCCAGAAAUCCCAGUUCACUGGGAGAGGCUACUUCCAGCCCCUUCCCAUGGAUUUGGGGGGGGGGGGGGCAUCUCCUUGUCCUGGCUCCCCCCAAACUGGUGCCCAACUUCUUUCCUGGGAAAAAAAAGUGGGAUGGUGGAAUCAAGGAGAUUCCUGUGGGCUGGGGGCCGUCACCCCUUAGGUGUGGGGGGGAAUCCGGGCGUGGUGCCCCCCUCCCAGACCAGUGCCCACGCCCCGCUUCUGGAAAAAAGUGAUGGGAGAUCCAGGAGGAGGAUCCUGGAUUCCCAUGGGCUGGGAAUGCUGAGCCUGCAGGAGGGGAGCUCUGGGGUGAGAUUUUGGGGAUGCUCCUGGGAGGCUUCUCCCCAUGGCAUGAGCCCAGCUGGGAUGUGUCAU